CACCAGGAGAACAUCAUCUCCCCUGUUGAGGACUCCCCCAUCCCUGAGAUCACUGGCAAGGACUCGGGAGCCGACGGUGCUGGCACAUCUCCCCGCAGCCAGAACAAGCCCUUCAGUGUCCCCCACACCAAGUCACUGGAGGGGCGGAUCAAGGAGGAGCUGGUGGCCCAGGGCCUGCUGGAGUCGGAGGACCGUCCGGCCGAGGACUCGGAGGAUGAGGUGCUGGCCGAGCUGCGCAAGAGGCAGGCCGAGCUGAAGGCCCUCAGCGCGCAUAACCGUGCCAAGAAGCAUGAGCUGCUGCGACUGGCCAAGGAGGAGCUGCACCGGCAGGAGCUGCGACAGCGCGUCCGCAUGGCCGACAACGAGGUGAUGGAUGCCUUCCGCAAGAUCAUGGCUGCCCGGCAGAAGAAGCGCACACCCACCAAGAAAGAGAAGGACCAGGCCUGGAAGACCCUGAAGGAGCGGGAGAGCAUCCUCAAGCUGCUGGAUGGGUAG
Molecule: messenger RNA, 495 nt
Organism: Phaethon lepturus (White-tailed tropicbird)
Lineage: Eukaryota; Metazoa; Chordata; Aves; Phaethontiformes; Phaethontidae
Product: transcriptional adapter 3-like
Exons: 3
Biological process (GO): regulation of transcription by RNA polymerase II
Cellular component (GO): SAGA complex
Molecular function (GO): transcription coactivator activity
Source: RefSeq, a predicted model, not a curated record